This is a messenger RNA of Limulus polyphemus (Atlantic horseshoe crab), 1961 nucleotides long. RefSeq lists its product as uncharacterized. The coding region runs from base 51 to 1289 and encodes 412 amino acids. NCBI's taxonomy places the organism in Eukaryota, Metazoa, Arthropoda, Merostomata, Xiphosura, Limulidae. The transcript has 8 exons. The record is from RefSeq and is a predicted model, not a curated record.
GUAGAGAACAGUUGGAAUGUAAUUGUUUGUGGCCCUGACACUUAAACACUAUGUUUACUCUCUUACUUUUGAUAAACACUCUUCUUGUGCAAGUUCCUUUUUCAUCAGUGGUGUUCGGUCUGAAACUGACAGCACUUAACGUACCUUCCGGAGUAAAACAGGGCGCCCCCGUGUGGCUAUAUUGUGGAUAUGACCUGGAGGAAGAUGACCUUUACUCAGUGAAGUGGUACAAGAAUCAUGUGGAAUUUUAUCGCUACUUGCCCAGUGAUGAACCACCUGGACAAAAAUAUGAUCUUCUGGGUGUACACAUCAACUUAAACAAGUCCAACCAAACCCACGUAUACCUAGAAAAAACUGAUCUCAACAGCGAAGGAUCCUAUGGAUGUGAGGUGUCGACUGAAGCGCCCUCUUACAGGACCGUGAAAGCAGAUAAAGAUAUGAACGUGUAUGUUUUGCCCGAGGGGAAGCCUACAAUAGAUGGAAUAGACCGGAUGUACGAGAUUGGUGAUCACGUAAACUUGACCUGUGUUUCCAGACCUUCAAAACCGGCAGCAGUGUUGUCCUGGACAAUAAAUGGUCGACCGGUUGAUGAACGCUUCUUGACACCCAUGCAAACUGAGCGCUAUCUUGACGGAUUGGAAAGCACCAUCUUAGGUCUACAAUUCCAAGCAAACUUCAACAAUUUUAACCAAGGUGUGAUGAAAGUACGCUGUAUGGCUACUAUUUCGCAAGACUACUGCAGUCACAGUGAAAAAACGGUGAUUGGAGAACGACUGAAGGCAACUCCUGAUCAAAUCAUUAACUUGACUAUAGGAGAAAUUAAAUUAAACAGGUUUAUCAAGCUCGCUGUGGUUCUUCUAUUUCCAAUGCUACACACGAGUUUUUACCUUUUUAUUAUUGAUGAACCACUGCAAUUCAGCAGGUCUGGCAUCUAUUGCCGAUGUGCAGUUGACAUCAACAACAUCGCCCACGUGGCUAGACCUGACUACGUCAUCAGAUACCCUAACGUCAACUAUGUGGGUGGAAUGGUAGCUUCUGUGCUAGGCCUCAAGUUUCGUGUUCAACAAAAUCACUUUCUUUCUGAAGGACUUCGUCUCAAAUGCACCGCUACAGCUUCCAGAGUCAUUGGCACUAACAGCAGAGAAGCUACGGUUGGUAACCUUCGACAAAGUUCGGGUCUACACGUAUCAGAAAACAGAGGCUCCGUUUUGAACAAGAGCUCCGGCUGUUACGUCCAUGUUUGGCUUUUCUGGUGUUUGGUGGCGCUACAUUAUUCUGUGACGGACUAGUGUGCCACUCGACACUUUCAAAAACAGGACAGCGACUGCAGUGUCUGUGUGUUUUUCUUUUUUUACGUAGUGACAAUUUCGGUAGCCGUCACUAUGAAAAGUCAGCCAAAUGGAGCUACAUCUGCAGGAACGCUGCGUAAAAGAGAAUCGGGUUGCUGUUUGAUGUCAUCUUAAAAAUACCUACAUUAUUAAGCCGCUAAUCCAGUAACCUUCAACAAAAUGUUAGCAGCGAUUGGCCUCGGAGAAAACUUCCAUGUGACAGGAGUAUUGUGAUAUGGUCGUUUGUGUUUUUGUGUUAACUUCACAUCUCAAUUAACAGCUCGUGUAGAAGUAGUAAAAAAACGACCCGCCCCAAACCCACAAUCCUGUAAGCACGCUCUAUGGGGAUUUCUGUGAUACGUAGAGUUUAUUUUCUAAGAUUUCGCUACUUGUAACAGAAAUCAUGCACACCUCUAAUGAGUUAAAUCGUUGUUUUCAAUUCACCUGUGUUCUAGCUUUAGUGUAAAUGCUUGUCCAAACCCCGAAUUGAUGUAGCCAUUUAACUACUUAUAUACUGUAAAUUAUAAAGUUUUUUCCCGAACUUUCUAUUACCAAUGUAAAGCUCUAUCUAAGAAUAAGUACGAAACAUGUACAAACAACAGCAACAAAUAAACAAGGUUGUAAAAACUUCAA